AUGAGUGGUGGCUGCUCUGAUUUACGUAAACGUUGGGACAACCUUGUUGGCAAAUCAAAAGAGGAAGCUAUCCAAACGAUCAAACAAGAUGGUGAGAAAAAUAUUGAAGUAGUGGAUGACAAUACACCAGCAGCGUCUACAACUAUCAAAAGUGGUGUUGUACGCAUCAUUUUAGAUGAACAUAAAAAGGUUAAAUAUCCACCACUUCGACAAGCCUGA
Messenger RNA from Rotaria socialis, 219 nucleotides. The record is from the annotation of a GenBank genome assembly. Lineage: Eukaryota; Metazoa; Rotifera; Eurotatoria; Philodinida; Philodinidae.